AUGCCCAAACCAACCACUCGUUCCGAACCAUCACAUCAACAACAAAAGCAUGAAAGGAAGGAUUCAGGAAAUUCCCUAGCGAGUAAAAAACCCUAUAGCAAAACAAAUGUAUCAUCAAAGAAUUUUGAAAAAUUUAAUUCCCGAUUGGAAGAGAGAGGAGUGAGUGCGUUCAUGUCCUCCUCUUCACGAAAUUCAUUCAAUCAUUCUUUGAGAAAUAAUAACAAACGAAAUCAUACAGUGGAGACUAAAUCCACUCAUUCAACAAGUAAAGCGUUGCCAACUACUGCUGAUGCAACUCCAGCCCCUUCCGUGUUGGAUAUUCAAUCGGAAUAUUUCCAAAAAGAAUUUAAUCCAAAGAAUUUACCACUCCAUGAAAUUACACAAUUGUCAUUGGCAAAUAGAGGAUUUGAAGAUGUAAAAAAUUUGCAUUUGUGUGAGAAUUUAAAGAGAUUGGAAGUUCAUAAAAACAAACUCAAGAAUUUAAAGUUUGUGAUGCAAAAUUUUAAAAUUCAACAUUUAGAUGCUCAUGAGAAUCAAAUUGUGUCUUCUAAUGAAACAAAUUCAGAGAUUUUGUCGCUGGUACAAAAUGCACCAAAUUUGAAAGUUCUCAAUCUGUCACACAAUCAACUUGCUAACAAGUUGAUUCUCAAUUCAACACUCUUACGAACAGCUCAGCCAGAAAAGUCCACCGAAGAAGAACCAAAAAAGAAAAUUCUCAAAACAAAGUCUCAAUCGUCCUCCUCGACAACAUCGUCAUCCACCUCUUCACUACUUGCUUUAAUUUUGAACGACAAUAAUUUACAAGAAUUACAAUUAGAAGGAAAAUUCGAGCAUCUCAAUACGAUUAUCAUUAGUAGAAAUCCCAAAUUGACCAAAUUUGUAGAUUUUGCCAAUGUACCAUCCCUUACUAAAUUUGGAGCAACAGAAACUGCAUUAGUGAAUCUUGAUCAAACUAUUGUGACAUGUAAACAAACAUUGCAAGAAUUGAGACUUUCACAUAAUCCUCAAUUAUUUUCCAACACGAACUGUAUUUCAACAUUGAAACAAAUUGAACAAUUAGAAAGUUUAAAACUAUUGGCCAUUAGUCAUAACAAAAUUUCGCAUCAAUGGAACACUGUUAAAAACCAUCUCGUGAAAAUUAUCAAGAAUAAUCCAAAUCUCAGAAAUUUAUCCAUUGUAGGAAACUUUGAUGAGCAUAUUCAAAAUGUAGGAGCUGAGAAAUUUAAGGAAGAAAUUAUUGAAUUAUUUUCAAAUGCAGGAAUUUCAUUGACUCAUUUGGAUGACAAGCCAGUACCAGGAGCCACAACAGAAAAAGCAAUCAAGAAAGGAGAAACGGCAAGAGAGCAACUUCAUAAGGCAAAAUCAACUUCUCGAUAUUUACCAGAAAAAUCUCAACAAGGAGAAAAAUCUGAAGAGAAACGAAAAACAAAAGUUUCAGAAAUGCACGAAAGUGUCAAAGCAUCAACCACGGAUUCGAAGAAGAGAUCGAACGAGAAAAAUCCAUUCGCUAAAAAGUCGAUGGAAUUACCAGAGGAAGACGAACCUCAGGCUUCACAUCGUCCUCUGCUUCCACACUCGAUGAUUAUCAACCUCUCAACUUUCCAAAGACAUGCAAGAAAAACUGCAAAAAGAACUUGA
Naegleria lovaniensis is the source of this 1638-nucleotide messenger RNA. RefSeq lists its product as uncharacterized. The coding region runs from base 1 to 1638 and encodes 545 amino acids. The transcript is spliced from 2 exons. Lineage: Eukaryota; Heterolobosea; Eutetramitea; Acrasida; Naegleriidae. The record is from RefSeq and is a predicted model, not a curated record. Gene Ontology annotation, molecular function: protein binding.